Thamnophis elegans (Western terrestrial garter snake) is the source of this 5642-nucleotide messenger RNA. It is a transcript of the gene ZDHHC5, whose product is annotated as zinc finger DHHC-type palmitoyltransferase 5. The record is from RefSeq and is a predicted model, not a curated record. Gene Ontology annotation, molecular function: palmitoyltransferase activity. Gene Ontology annotation, biological process: protein palmitoylation. The transcript is spliced from 11 exons. NCBI's taxonomy places the organism in Eukaryota, Metazoa, Chordata, Lepidosauria, Squamata, Natricidae. Bases 105 to 2093 code for a protein of 662 amino acids.
GGCUGCAUUUCAUUCAACGGUGUCCAGGACUCAGCAUUUACAUCUCCCCAAUCAUACCCAUUUACAAUGCUGUGGUCUUCCUUUUUGUGCUGGCCAACUUCAGUAUGGCCACUUUCAUGGAUCCUGGCAUAUUCCCUAGAGCUGAAGAAGAUGAGGACAAGGAGGAUGAUUUCCGAGCUCCCUUAUACAAAACUGUGGAAAUAAAGGGUAUUCAAGUGCGCAUGAAAUGGUGUGCAACAUGCAGAUUCUACCGGCCCCCACGCUGCUCCCAUUGUAGUGUCUGUGACAACUGUGUAGAGGAAUUUGACCAUCACUGUCCAUGGGUGAACAACUGCAUAGGAAGACGCAAUUACCGCUACUUCUUCCUGUUCCUGCUCUCACUUACAGCGCACAUCAUGGGUGUGUUUGGUUUCGGUUUACUGUAUGUCCUAUAUCAAGUAGAAGAGCUCUCUGGAAUCCGCAUGGCUGUUACUAUGGCCGUGAUGUGUGUGGCUGGUUUGUUCUUUAUUCCUGUAGCUGGCCUUACAGGAUUCCAUGUGGUACUAGUAGCCAGAGGUCGCACAACCAAUGAACAAGUUACAGGCAAGUUCCGAGGUGGGGUAAACCCAUUUACCAAUGGCUGCUGUAAGAAUGUCAGUCGUGUCCUCUGCAGCUCUCCAGCUCCCAGGUAUCUUGGGCGGCCAAAGGGAGAACAGACUGUAUUAGUGAGGCCUCCAUUCUUACGGCCAGAAAUAUCAGACGGACAGGUUGCUAUGAAGAUAAUGGAUAAUGGUAUCCAGGCUGAACUGAAGAGAACAAAGUCCAAAGGAAGCCUUGAAGUAACAGAGAGCCAAUCUGCUGAUGCUGAACCACCACCGCCACCCAAACCAGACCUCAGCCGCUUCACAGGUUUGAGGACACAUUUAACCCUGGCCACCAAUGAGGAUAGCAGUUUGCUAAGUAAGGACAGCCCUCCAACUCCAACCAUGUAUAAGUAUCGACCUGGCUAUAGUAGCAGCAGUGCUUCAGCUGCAAUGCCUCACUCCACCAGUGCCAAGCUAAGUCGAGGAGACAGUUUGAAGGAGCCAACACCUAUUGUUGAAAGCAGCCGAAACCCCAGCUACCGCUCUGAACCAAGUUUGGAACCAGAAAGUUUUCGGUCACCCACCUUUGGCAAGAGUUUCCAUUUUGAUCCUCUAUCCAGUGGUUCCCGCUCUUCCAGCCUCAAGUCAGCUCAAGGCACAGGCUUUGAAAUGGGCCAUCUUCAGUCAAUCCGUUCCGAAGGCACUACUUCCACAUCUUACAAGAGCUUGGUGAACCAGACACGCAAUGGGAGUUUGUCGUAUGACAGUCUUCUCACACCAUCUGAUAGCCCUGAUUUUGAGUCGGUGCAGGCAGGUUCAGAGCCAGACCCGCUCAUGGGAUACACUUCUCCUUUUCUUUCAGCCCGCAUUGCUCAACAGCGGGAGGCUGACUUGCACAGUCGUUUUCCAAGCUCUGGUUCACCCAAGCACCAGCAGCCUCGUGAUUCUUCACCCGUCCGCUAUGACAAUCUUUCACGCCAUAUUGUGGCUUCCAUGCAGGAACGGGAGAAGUUGCUACAGCAGUCAUCUAUGCCACCGCCCCUGGCCAAAGAGGAGGAUACAGGCCUAGGGGACUCUGGGAUACAAUCCACACCAGGGUCCAGCAAUGCCCCACGAACAAGUUCCUCUUCGGACGAUUCAAAACGUUCACCUUUGGGCAAAAACCCACUCACCCGCCCAGUGGCACCUCGCUUUGGAAAACCAGAACCACCACAUGCACUUAGAGUGCGCACACUGGGCUCACCAGACCAGCUUUCAUCCUCCCACAUGGGCAGAUCUAUGUCUUAUAGCAGCCAAAAACAGUCGCUUCAGGCUGUCGUCCCAGAGACUGAGGAGGUGGCCUUGCAGCCUUUACUGGCACCAAAAGACGAGGUGCAGAUGAGACCCUCUUACAGCAAGUCUAAUGGACAGCCCAGGACUCUGGGCUCAACCUCACCCAUCCCUGGCCAGCCACCUCUCAACAGUCCCACUCGAGGAGGAGUCAAGAAAGUCUCUGGAGUGGGGGGGACCACAUAUGAGAUUUCUGUAUGAGGAGCUGAUCUCCCCACUGUCUACUCUUUGGCUGAUUUCCAAGCAUCCUGUCCCUGAUGAGCAGGAGACAUGGAUGUUGCUCAGCAAAUGGUUGCUCCAUCACAUGCAUGAACUUUUAAAAAUAAAGAAAUAAAUCCAGGUUUCGGUGGGUGGGGAGAACAGAGGGGACAAAUUACCUUUUAAAACUAAACUAUCAAAGAGAGUUUCUAAACACUACAAUGGGAUCUCGGCCUUGCUCACCUCCACAGCCUGCACUCUUCCCUCUCAGUCACCAAGAGACUGCAGUUUGUCGCACACUGCCGAGAGUGAAGGGAAGGACCUAGUAUCAGCCUCCUCGCACAGAAGAGGGUGCCGGCUGUAGCCUGUCUUGCUAUCAACAGAACAGUUAAAACUUGUGGACCUUGUGCAAUCGCUCGCCUAGUGCGGUAGGGGUUGAUCAUUUUUAAUUUUUUUUUAUUAUUACUACGGAUUCUAUAUUUUUCCUCUUCUGAGUUACUGGGUGUGUGUAUAUAUAAAUAUCUAUAAAUAUAUAAAUAUAAAAAGAAAAAGAAAUUAUAUCUACCCAUAAGUAAGGGAGGCAAGCCUGGUCAAAACUUCAUCAGCUGGGCCUGAGGAAACCAUGUCUAAACCACGUUCCAGAGAAUCAGGUGGGAUAGAGCAGAAUAGCCAUUUGGUUCACUUUCAGUGAAAGCCACUGGAAAACCACUACCCCAAUAGGGCUGAAAAAAUGCCAGUAGAACAUUUGAUCUGACCUGGUUUUCUCUGCCUCUGGCCAAGCAUGUUCAGCCGGAUUUGUUCCAGGAGGGAGCAUACGAAGGCACCAUUUCUAUUAUCUUUGGGUUUUGGUGUUGAAAAUUUUCCCACAAAUAUUCUUUUUUCCUGAAGAUUUCGGAAGAUUUAGGAAAACUAGGGGAGAAUUUGGGUUCAUAUUUUUUCAGUAUCCAGACAGAUCUCUUUUUGAAUGAUGCCCAGAGAGCAAACACUGUUCUCUCUAAACCAGGAAGCAUGUGAAAUACUCAUUAUGUAUCAUUGCAGCCUUGGAUUGAGGUGCUAAAUGAAAGGGUAGCAAUGGGCCUGAGUCCCUUGUGUGGAGAUAUUAUUUGCAUUUGGUAAAUCCUCCCAAGUGGUUUCCUGUGUUUUUUUACCUUGCUUUUAUGAAAUGCUCCAUAUGAAUUACUUGUGGUGUCACAGUUCUUUAUUCCCAAACUGGGCAAGAGAAAGAAGAGAGAGAGAAAAACUAACCAAAAAGCAAUAUUUUUUCAUAUGCCAAAAAUCUCUCAUCACUUGUAAAAGCCCAUGUCAGUAGAAAUCAGUAAUCCAAGAAUCCAACAGUCUAAGUCUCUACUGAAUCUUUCUCUAUGGCAAUAUCUAAACUGUGGUCUCCGUUAAGCCACACUUUUAUUUUUAUUAUGACUAGCCAUUUUAAAAUGAGGAAUAAAAGAAUACAAUGAGCCACUUCCUCUAUUCUUGUGUAGUUUUUAUUCUGUUAACUGGAACAUUGUGGAUGGUGGUCAUCAGUGUUGCUAGCAGUAGGCCCAGAAUUGUUCAGUAGAUCACUAGCUUCUGGAGUUUGGCCAUUUUAACUGCAACCAUUCUGCUAAUUCAAAUGGUUUUCUUGAACAGGUAAGUGAAGACUAUGCGUUGUAGCAUUUACAACCCAAGAAUUACACAAUUAUUAUGUAGCCUGGGAUUUAUAAUCCAGAUUACAGAUCUUGGUUCAGUUAGUUUCUAAUUGCCUCAGGGGUUAUGCCCCCUAAUGGGUAUUUUUCAGGUAAUACGUUUUGCCAGCUUAGUGCUUCUAGAUUUAUUACAUUCAUCCCUAGAGAGCAUAGCACUUAAUUAUAAUGAUUAGGGAUUUAGGUUGGGGGACGCAGCUUUGGUACAAGACCAUUCACCCUCUACGCCUAAAAAUGCCUUUCUAACUCCCAGUGAGAAACCUGUCAAGCACUGAUCAAGAUACUUCUCUAAUUUAUUAUUAAGUCUGGUGUCACCUCACUUCAGACUCUAAUCCUAUUUAGAGGUUAUUUCUGUUAGGAAAAUAUAAUGCUAAUUUAUAUGUAGGAGAGGAACCUUGCUCACCCAAGUAAGUUUUUGAGACUUUAGAAUACAAAUGAGAUAAUACCAAAGAGUCUUAUGGCACAUUCAAAUAACAAAUCUCUUGUGACAUAAGGUUAGAAAGCAUUUUUUCAAAUCCAAAUCAAGUUGAGGAUAAAACUAAGCAACCCCAGUAGAAAAGGGGAGAAGCAAAAAAAGAUUAUGGAAGAAUCUAUAAUUUCUCCCCCAAUCUAUUUUUUUGGUGCCAGUGAAAACUUUCUUGCUUUAUGGCCUAUCUUUUUUCCAGAAACUCAAGGUGAUAUGUAUUACAUUCCUCUGAAUCCACACCAGCAAAUUUGUGAAUGUUUUGUCCCAAAGUCACCCCACGGCAGCUCAUGGAUGGUGAACAUGAAUGCAUACUGUAUGGAGUUCUCUGAUCCUGUGGCGGCACUUUAAACACUGCAAGUAGUCCUCAACCAGUCCGUAGAGUUCUGACUGUCAGUAGCACGUCCAUUUGUGCUCUUAUGAUCUGGAUGCUUGUCAACCCGUUCACAUUUACAACUGGUUGCCAAGCACUCCAUGAUCACAUAAUUGCUAUUUGCAAGCUGCUCUGCUAGUUGUGAGCCAGUCGUGAAGUUGACAGGGAAGGUCCAAAGUCUCUGGGAUAAGUCUCAACCCAUGCACCUUCUCUGACCCACAACACAUCUUAGCAUUCUUUCACACCCUUGUUUGACUCUCAUUGGAUGUGCCCCAUGCACCCUCCAUGAUCAGCACUGUGCCUCUUGCACAUGCAAUCUGCGGGGUGCCUCUCACCCACUCAUGCACUGUUCUCAACCCACAUGUAUGACUCUAGUGUAUCUUCCCCAACCACUCUCCAUAUCCUUGCACAUUCUCUUGCACCUUCCUCCACCCUGCAGGCCUGAGACUUGCAACUUCCUUUCCUGCCAGAUUUCCUACUGACUGGUUGUGGGAACCGGCAGGAAGUUGCCUCACUUAAUGAUCAUGGGAUUCAGUUAAUGACAUCAGCUGUGACUAGGGAUUUCCAUCCCUAAGUGAUGUCAUACUUUAACAGCUGCAUUGUUCAACAGAAAUUCUGGUCCCACUUGCCAUCAUAAGACAAGGACUUAACUGUACACCUGUAUAGCCGUCCCACUGACUCCAGUGAGAUUUUACCUUCUAAUUUAAACAAUGUGUGGGCUAAACUAUUUUUGUUGGAGCCAUAAACAAAAAAUAAUUAGGUUUCCUUACAUAUUUUUGAUUCCACUGUGGCUAUUUACACCUGGAAAAACAUGCAAAUCUUUUGAUUAGGAAUUUCUUAUUAUUAGUGUAAUUUAACCUUAGUUCUGAACCAAGGGUUAACUAAUGAUACAUUGCAAAUGAAAAAACAGGUUUUGAAAGCACAAUUUCUGUUGAGAGCCAAAUUCACUCAGAAUACUAAAAAUGUGAACUUGAGUUAAUCAAACGUCGUAUAACCUCAUUCACCAGACAUCUUUAAAAAGUGAUUAACUAGGUAAU